Molecule: messenger RNA, 1049 nt
Organism: Peromyscus leucopus (white-footed mouse)
Lineage: Eukaryota; Metazoa; Chordata; Mammalia; Rodentia; Cricetidae
Gene: Aven
Product: apoptosis and caspase activation inhibitor
Biological process (GO): negative regulation of G2/M transition of mitotic cell cycle
Source: RefSeq, a predicted model, not a curated record
CUCGCGCGCUCAUCUCGCCGGGCGGCCUCAUGCAGGCUGAGCGCGGGGCUCGGGGCGGCCGCGGGCGGCGGGGCGGUCGGGACCGGCCGGGAGGGGACCGAGAGCGGGCCGGAGCCGCGGCGGCGCUGGCGAGAGGAGGCGGCGGGGACGGAGGCGGCCGGCGGGGUCGAGCGGGCUUCCGCGGAGGCCGAGGAGGCGGCGCCCCGCGAGGCGGCCGCCGGGAGCCUGGAGGCCGAGGCGGCGGAGCUGGCACACGGGUGGAAGAUGACAGUGAUUCAGAGACCCAUGGAGAAGAGAAUGAUGAGCAAGGACAUUUUUCUAGAAGAAAGAUUGUCUCUAACUGGGAUCGAUAUCAAGAUACUGAAAAAGAAGUCAAUGAUGAAAGUGGAGAAUCACAGCGGGGGACGGACUUCAGUGUCCUCCUGAGCUCUGCAGGGGACUCCUUCUCACAGUUCCGAUUUGCUGAGGAGAAAGAAUGGGAUGGUGAAACUUCAUGUCCAAAGCAGAACUCAGCACUCUAUGUGGAUAGUGAGUCACUGGUUCAAGCCCUUCAACAGCUGCCUCUCUCAGUCCGGCUCAACGUGGCUGCGGAGUUGAUCCAGACCACAAUUCCUCUGGAACUUCCACAGGUGAAACCAAGGAGAAAUGAUGACGGCAAGGAGCUGGGCAUGCAGUUAAGGGGGCCCAUCUCCGAGCUCAGAUCUGCUGUGGGUAGUUGUCCCAGGUCUGGCAAAGACAGUUUAAGACCAAACCCUCUAGAGGGUUUGCAGAAAGCCCCUCCCACCACAGUCCGUGCAGACCAUCUGGAAGAUGAACUGGACAUGCUGCUGCAUUUAGAUGCACCUGUGAAAGAGGAAGACAGAAUCUGUCUGGACCAGACAUCUCAGGACCAGGAACCAGAAAGAGAGGGGCAGGUGGCCCAGGAGGAAACAGUUCCUGAAAAACCAUCUAUGACCAGAGAGAAAAAUGUGGAACCUGAACAGACGAGCACAUCCAAAAAUGUCACUGAGGAAGAGCUGGAAGACUGGCUGGACAGCAUGAUUUCCUGA